AUGUCUGAGAAUGUUGGCAGGAAGAAAUCACAUAGAUGGGUGAGUGCUUCGAGAGCUGCGUAUGAUGGAUCCGGUUGGAACAGCGAUGACAGCAGCGAUGACGGACUUGACCGUGACGCGAAAGAAGAGGUGCACGAGUUGCCCAAUCUACCCCGAGAAAUUAAUACCAGCGAGUUAGAAACAAGCCCUGAUCUAAGGUCAAGCUUGCCGACCACGGGGGGCACCCCAUCGCCGCGUUCUUCAUUGGACAGAAGGCGCACGACUUCUCCAGAACAAGUGAGCAGAAACCUGGACUCGCUCAUGAAUCAAAUUUCCCGCGAAAUGACUCCGCAAAGCACAAAUAACGCGCGAUUUCCAUCAAAUGACGAGUCGCUUACGCCGCACCAGUUUUCUCAUGCAUCCAAGCGAAUAUCGAGUUACGUAGACGGCAGCUUAGGCGAGUCUGACUCUGAAGAUGAUGAUCAACAAGAAUCUGGCUCCGAUGAAGAAUUUAAAGUAUCCAAGACCGGAUAUUUUGCGAAUUAUUUGAAAGCAGAGGAACCGGGGGACGAAGGCGAUAUUCAAAAGCUACAGUUGGGCAGUUCAGCUUUAGCGCCGGAAUAUCAUGUGUUCGGUGAGAGUGCGGAUGCCUCUGCUACUAGGAAUAGCAUAUCGUCACAAGGUUCUGUCAUGAGGCGCUUUGAAAAUUCGAAGAGCUCGCCAGACAAGGAAGCAUCAUCCGUGAGUAGCGCGACCAGUGGUGAUAAAAGUGUCAGAAUGGAACCAGAGGCAGAAGAACUUCGUGAAGCUACCGUCCCUAGACCCACAGAAGCACCGACCCAACAACCACCUCAGGAAGAUUACGACAACGAAUCAUUGUUCAAUCAAUAUGAAAGACACAGUGCGUUAAGUUCUCCGAGUGAGAAAAGCGAAUUUAGGAACUCUGACGUUGACUCCCCGCUACGGUCAUCACGAGCUCAAGCGUCCUCUGAAAUUUCACUGAAUAGUGGCAGCGGUUCCUCGGGCCAAUAUGCCAAGCCUGGUUCGGAUUUGAAAGGCCAAAAUGAGGAUGAACCCUUCAAAUUUAAAGCGAGGGACAGACAGUCGAUGCUCGAUAGUAGUGGUGAUGAACACGACUUUGGACCAUCAAGCUGUUCCGAUAGCUCCAAGAACACGGAAACCUUUAAGGAGGAUAACGAUUCGACGUUCAUGGAAAAAAACGACCGCAGGAGCGGUGACGAUUCAGAUGACAAUUUUGAAGAUGAAACGUCAACAGAAAGUGACGAUAACUCCAUUACGAAAACUAUUCAUGAGGGAGCGCUUACUCCUACUGUUGAUGUGUAUGCAAAUUUUUCGGCCAAUGCAGACAAGGCUAGCGUGGGAAGUGGUCAGGAGCAAAGCUCAGAACCUGCAUUAAACCGCCAAUCUAUCAAGUUAGACAAGUGGCAACCAGACAUAGACUCCCAUCGGACUGCAUUUCUGCAAGAUAGUACCCCCAAACCACCACAAGGUUUCGUUAUUGAUGAAAAUGGAGAGAUGGUAAACCUUACACCAUCUUCAAUGAGAAAUAAUGUAUCCACAGUCGACCAAGGUGAAUUGGAAAGUCACUGGGAAGCUUUUCCCUCGACUGAUGAACAAAAUGGUGACCUUCAAACUAUUACAGAUACGAAAACAAUUUAUGAUAAUCAAACUGCGUUCAAUGUGCCUGGUAUUCUCACUACGGGCGACAAUUUACCUCCCUUGCCAGACGUUUCCGUGUCAGAUUCCGAUAAAAGCAAAACGAUUACAAGCUCUGAUUCCAUUUUGAAAAAACUGGAAGGCAACAAAAAUCGACAUGACUCCAAUUUCAAAGAGAGCUUCUCUGGCCGUGAACCGAAAACGGCCGAGAUUGCACAACUCAAUGGUCAGCCUGUCCCUGAACUAAACGUGAACAGCAUAAUAAGCGCAAAGAGUUCAACUCAUAAGGCCAAAAUCACGAAAUUAAAAGAUUAUUCCGGUAGCCUCGAGGAAUACGAUUCAGGUUUACAAAGUUGGAUCAACUACGCACUCAAAACAUCAACUUCCGAUAAAGAUUUUAUAUUCCAUGACUACUCGGUCAACUCGCACGUUCGAGACGCAUAUGCCCACGCUGAUGAGUUGAGUAAAAGGGUCACCGUGAGCAGCACUGUUGCCAACGUGAACCAGAACGUUUCUCAUUUGAAAAGGAAAGUGUUUUCUCAUACCAUGAAAGAAAAAUCAAAAGGUCUGUUUUCUUCUAUCGGGAAAAAGCUUUGA
This is a messenger RNA of Lachancea mirantina, 2253 nucleotides long. The record is from the annotation of a GenBank genome assembly. NCBI's taxonomy places the organism in Eukaryota, Fungi, Ascomycota, Saccharomycetes, Saccharomycetales, Saccharomycetaceae.